CUCCGUCGCAGUACUCGAGGACGUAGGUGGCGGUAGUCUGCCAUAUUGUCUCUGAUACAGCAGAAAUCACACACUGGCACAGGCACACACCGGCGACGGAGGCAGGCGAGGACCGUUGGCUUGACGAAACUCAGCUAACGGGGAAGCAUUGCGGUUGUGGAAUUGAUCUAGGGGCUAUCCCACCGAGCCCCUGGCGGCCCCUCCCCCCGUCCUCAGGUAGAGCCCUCCCUACCCCCUGCCCUGUUGGGAUAAACCCCCCUCAUCCCCUACCUUCCCUCCUCUUCCUCCCUCCCUCCCACCCACCCGUCCUCCCUGUACUCCAUCAGUCCUCCGCUGCAGUAAGGUUUUCCAACCACCUCUGCCAAGCUGUCGGACAUGUCAGGACCCGUGCCGAGCCGGGCCCGAGUGUACACCGAGGUCAACACUCACCGGCCCAGGGAGUACUGGGACUACGAGUCCCACGUGGUUGAGUGGGGAAAUCAGGAUGAUUUUCAAUUGGUGCGUAAACUGGGGCGUGGCAAGUACAGCGAAGUCUUCGAGGCAAUCAACAUCACCAAUAAUGAGAAGGUGGUGGUGAAGAUACUCAAGCCUGUGAAGAAAAAGAAAAUUAAGCGUGAGAUCAAGAUUUUGGAGAACCUACGCGGAGGCCCCAACAUAAUCUCCCUCAUCGAUAUAGUGAAAGACCCUGUGUCCCGAACGCCUGCCUUGGUCUUUGAGCAUGUUAACAACACAGACUUCAAGCAACUGUACCAGACCCUGACAGACUACGACAUCCGGUUCUACAUGUACGAGAUCCUCAAGGCCCUGGACUACUGCCACAGCAUGGGGAUCAUGCACAGAGAUGUGAAACCACAUAACGUGAUGAUUGAUCAUGAGCAUCGUAAGUUGCGUCUUAUUGACUGGGGUCUGGCCGAGUUUUACCACCCGGGACAGGAGUACAACGUCAGAGUCGCCUCCCGCUACUUCAAAGGACCUGAGCUCCUGGUGGACUAUCAGAUGUACGACUACAGUCUGGACAUGUGGAGCUUGGGCUGUAUGUUGGCGAGUAUGAUCUUCAGGAAGGAGCCCUUCUUCCAUGGCCAUGACAACUAUGACCAGUUGGUGAGAAUAGCCAAGGUCCUGGGGACUGAAGACCUCUACGACUACAUCGACAAGUACAAUAUUGAGCUGGAACCUCGCUUCAACGACAUUCUGGGAAGGCAUUCUCGUAAGCGGUGGGAGCGGUUUGUCCACAGCGAGAACCAGCACCUGGUCAGCCCCGAGGCGUUGGAUUUCCUGGACAAGCUGCUGCGCUACGACCACCAGGCGCGGCUGACCGCCGAGGCCAUGGAUCACCCUUACUUCUUCCCAAUUGUGAAAGAUCAGUCUCGUGUGGCCGGAGCCACACUGCCUGGUGGGAACACAGCUGUCAGCUCAGCCAGCAUGAUCACUGGUAUCUCUGCCUUGCCAGCCUCCACUCCCCUGGGCGCUCUCACUGGCUCGCCGGUCCUAUCUGUUGCCACCAACGUCCUGAGCACCCCGGUGCCCGCCGCCGCCCCACAGUGACGCCCCACCAAAAUCCUCACUCGCCCCCAGGCUCUCCCACCUCUGGGCAGGUGCUAAACGGGGUGCCACUCUGCCGGCCAUCACCACAUCCAACCUAACUUCGGUGCGACGACCAACCUCCCGUCUGAAGGAUGCCGUCGUCUUAAGAAAAGAACGAUUUAUCCUCCGUUCCUUUUCCUCCUCGAAUGAACUCGUUAACCUGACAUCUCAAAUGAAUGUUCUGUGUAAUUUGAAAUAUACAGGUAUUCCUUUCAUUAUUUCCCACAAGCCGUAGUGACUACAAAGAAGGGUGUGUGUGCGUGUGCGUGUGUGUUGAGUCUGAGAGCGAGUGCCAUCAGGGUGUGUGUUUUUUCAGUUUGGACUGUGAAGGCAGUGGUCAAAAAGUACAUCAGCUGAAGGUGAAAGAAUGCCGUUGGCUGUGAGGACCAAAAGGAGCUCCUCCUGUUUAGUUUACUACGGCAGCAUGGUCAAAAACCAGACCCGAUGACACUUACUCAGCCUCCUCACACGAGUCUAAACCCUCCAGAUCACAGCGUUUUGGAAGUGUUUGGUGCUGUUCUGUGUUCCAGGUGUAUGUGAACACGAUGACACUUCAACACUUUCUCUGCCCGAAUAGUUCUGUCUUGCCUUUUUCUUACCAAACCAGAUAACCGGUCUUCUUUUUUUAUAUGCGACUCUCCGUCAGCCGUCAUGAGUUUUUGUUUUGUGUCGAAAUGUCCCAGAGUGCUAGAUAAAAGGUUCGCCACCACCGAGCGGUUUGGAUCAACUCUAGUGUCGUACUCCUAUCUCUUUAAGGAGCCAGGUAAGGUUCAUUCAGGUUCUCAAAGAAAUGGUUUCUCAAACGUGCUGCUCUCCAGUUCCUUGAAUUACUUCAAGUGGCUUUUAUUGAAUGACUUCAAGACAUAACCAAAGUUUACUCAGUCGGUUGGAAGAUGAGACUGACCAAACCUAGAUUUGUUUUGUGGGAGUUACUCAUACUGUAAGGCAGGUUGACAACGUGGGUUCUAGGUCAUAAGAUGAGACGUGAUCCAAUUAUCACCUGCAGGUGACUGAAGUGCUGUCGGUGUUGGAGGGAAGUUCAGUUCUGUAAUGUGCAGUGUCAUGGGUGAGCUUUGUGAUGAGUAAGACUGGCUUCCCCCGACUCACUGAGGGUGUUAGUGGAGGUCAGUUGUUGAAUAGCACUUGAAGGUUAGAGUUCUCCACCGUGUUUUAGUGCCAGAGUUUGAAACUGUACGUUUUAGACCCUGCUCUGUACAUGCGCAUCUUUUUUUUCUUUUAUUUCUUUUCAAAACCUGAAAAAUGCAAAUAAAUCCAAACGUGUAUACAUUGACCUGAGAAUGGAGCAGUUUGAGUCCCUACAUCACUGUAUAUAUUUUUAUGUCCUUAUGUAGAAGACUAGUAUUUGAGAAUAUUUGUGUAAAUAAACACGUGUU
Anoplopoma fimbria (sablefish) is the source of this 2978-nucleotide messenger RNA. Its product is annotated as casein kinase II subunit alpha-like. Lineage: Eukaryota; Metazoa; Chordata; Actinopteri; Perciformes; Anoplopomatidae. Gene Ontology annotation, cellular component: protein kinase CK2 complex; cytosol; nucleus. The record is from RefSeq and is a predicted model, not a curated record. Gene Ontology annotation, biological process: protein phosphorylation. Gene Ontology annotation, molecular function: protein serine/threonine kinase activity; ATP binding.